CCCACGUGACUUUCAUUUCGCACCGGAGAAAUGUUUAAUAAGUCAUCAGGUCCUUGCCGGGAUCUUUAUUCCGGCGAGAACCGCGGCGUUUAUCGGAGCUAACAGUAUUUAUUGAAAAAAUGUGCGACGCGAAGUGGCUUUUUAAAGUGUUGGUGAUAGGAGCCAUCCUCGAAGGUUGCCACCUUAUCAGCAGCCGGGGCGACCCUAAUGGAACUGCCGAGAUACUAUGGAACCUGUCGAAUAGAGCCAUCCAGUCUAGGCAGUAUCAGUAUCCAGCUUAUCAGCAGCCUCAAUCUUUUAUGGAUGCUUUGGCGUCUGUCGCCUACAACGAUGAGCUCCACUGCGUCCCCAAACUCCUGUGCGAACUCACCUCAUCUUCAAAACCAGCGCAGUCCAUUCUACCUUUCGACAUCAAUUUGGAUUCGCUCUCUGGUGUUUUGAGUACUUUGAAUGCAGUUUCUCCGAUUUUGUUAUUUGGAAGAGCCGCACUACUCGGAUAUACUUCCGGUGAAAAUGCGAAUUUAGCAUGCAGUAGGGCGUUCCCUCAGUGCCCCAACGAUCCUAACCAAUUGGUCAAUUACCUGAACAACCACAACGGCGGUUUUUUCAGGUACUUCAAUGGGCUUCCUCAGAGGUACAGAAGUAGUGAAUCCAGGAUCCUCUCGGGAUCAGGGAUAAAUCCUACGGUAAAAUUCCCGACGUACAACAGCUAUUACUCAAAUGACCAUGGUGGUCGUAGAUCAGCGAAAUCGUUGUCGUUUCCUGGGGAGACGCGCGAACGACCUACGCAUGAUCCUAAGGCUUUCAUCUUCCCCAGAGAGGGUGCGGAUUACCAAAGGGUCAGAGGUGGUAAGAGUGUGAACUUCGGUCGGGUCAGAGGUGAGACAUCCGGCCUGGACUUCCAGCGGGUUCGACCCAAUCACAUCGCAGAUCCGCACAUCUAUCCAACCCGAACCGGGACCGGUGAACUCCUGUUCGACCGCGACUUCUAAUUGCAUCGGAACCACAUCAAACUAACCGCGCUCCAAGCUAGUGUACUAUUCCUCAUGUUGAUAACGUACGACCAUAUAAUGCGUAAAAGAGCCUUAUCAAUCAUUGUUAAUGUAAAUAAAGUCAAGCUGUCUGCGAUAAAUAAAUUACUUUCGGAUCAAUAGGCAGCCUUUGUGCUAAACUUUUUCCCAUUCUUUUCGCUCUGCGUUUCCUCUCCGUCUGUCUGCAUCAA
Molecule: messenger RNA, 1222 nt
Organism: Nicrophorus vespilloides
Lineage: Eukaryota; Metazoa; Arthropoda; Insecta; Coleoptera; Silphidae
Exons: 3
Coding region: 120-992 (290 amino acids)
Source: RefSeq, a predicted model, not a curated record